UCUGACGAACCACCAGUCAACUUGCAGAGCCCAUCACUUCGGCACACCAAAUGUAGCCUCUCUUUCAACGCCUCGUCUUCCUCUGGGCGUUCAUCUAUCCAGAGGCCUUUGUGUGAGCUACCAAAAGAAGCAAAUUAAAAGAGAAGGAGAGGAAGGAAAGAAAAAAGCUAGGGUGACAAGGAGGAAUAGAUGAGAGCAAUGGGAAGAGAAGUAGAGGUGAAGCAUUUCUCUGCUCCUUUGCGUCGUUUUUCUCUUACUAUCUUGUUCUCGGUGCUGCUGGUUUUUAGCUGCUUUGGUGACCUAAGAUGCGGAGCCAAGAAAUUGGCCAAAGAAGAAGUUGAAGCGCUGAAGGUGAUCGCCUCCAAGCUGAGAAAGGAUUGGAACUUCUCGGUGGACCCCUGCAGCGGGGAUGCAGCGUGGCAGGAUCCUACAAGCAACAAAGACGUCGCCAGCAACCUCACCUGUGACUGCAACGCCACCUCGGGUGUCUGUCACGUAACCAGCAUCCUUCUCAAGAGUCAGAACCUGACAGGAUAUCUUCCGGAGGAGUUUGCCAACCUCAGUUUCCUAAGCGUAUUAGAUCUUUCAAGGAACUAUCUAAAUGGAUCCAUUCCCAAAACAUGGGCUUCUCUUCCGCUCGCACACUUGGCUGUUUUGGGAAACAGGGUCUCUGGGAGGAUCCCUAAGGAGCUUGGAGGCAUCAGAACCCUCCAAAACCUGACUUUGGAAGAUAACCAGUUGCAAGGUCCGAUCCCUGCAGCCCUUGGUAACCUGGCCAGCUUAAGUCGCUUGCAUCUCUCUGCUAAUAACUUAAGUGGGGACUUGCAGGACUCGCUUGGCAAGCUCAAGAACCUGGAGGAUUUUAGGAUCGAUGGAAAUCCAAUCACAGGGAAAAUACCUAGCUUCAUUGGGAAUUGGACGAAUCUCCAACGGCUAGACAUGCAAGGAACAUCAAUGGAGGGGCCAUUCCCUUCCAUUUUUAGCACACUGAAAUCUAUAACUGAGCUGAGGGUGUCUGACCUUAAAGGAGGAGAUGGGAAGUUCCCUCCAUUGCAAAACAUGAAAAACAUGAAGGAAUUGGUAUUGAGAAACCUGUCAAUUUCUGGUCAACUUCCCGUUUUUAUUGGAGAUAUGUCCAAGCUUAAAGUCUUAGAUUUAAGCUUUAACAGCUUGACAGGUCCAAUUCCAGGAAGCUUUGAUGGAUUAGCAAAGUCAAUAGAUUACAUGUACCUUACUAGUAACAAGCUAGAUGGAGCAAUACCUGUUUGGAUCUUGAACAGCCGAAAAAACUUGGAUGUUUCUUACAACUCUUUUACAGAAUCUCCACCAGCUAAUUGUUGGCUAGGGAAUGUGAACCUGGUUUCUAGUUUUUCAUCAACGAAUAUUAACUCGAUAGCAUCAUGUUUAAGGAGGAACCUCCCUUGUUCUGGAAAAGCUAAAAACUACAACUUGUUUAUAAAUUGUGGUGGUAGUCAUGUGACUGUUGAUGGCAAUGAAUAUGAAGAUGAUACCUCUCCACAAGGUGCAUCGAGAUCCGUGGAGUCUGAAAGCCGAAAAUGGGCUUACAGCAGUACGGGAGACUUCGUAGGAAAUGGGGAUGCACAAUACAUUGCUAGAAAUGCAUCAAUGUUGAACAUGACAGAUCCAGAGUUGUACAUGACUGCCCGGCUUAACCCUCUGUCCCUUAAAUAUUAUGGUCUCUGCUUACAAAAGGGGCAAUAUACAGUGAAACUUCACUUUGCUGAGAUUAUGUUCACAGAUGACCAAACAUACUUUAGUGUUGGAGAGCGCUUCUUUGAUGUAUCAAUUCAGGGUCAGAAGGUUUUGCAAGACUUUAAUAUUGCAAAAGAAGCAAGGGGGACUGGAAAGAAAAUAAUCAAGGUUUUUAAUGCCUCUGUAGAUGGAACUUUGGAAAUUCACUUUCAGUGGCUUGGCAAAGGCACAAAUGCCAUUCCACAGAGAGGUGUAUAUGGACCUCUUAUUUCAGCCAUUUCAGUAACACCAAAUUUCAAGCCUGAUACCGGUGAAAGCAAGUUAUCUGUAGGAGCUAUCUUCGGCAUUGUCGCUGCUUCUUGCGUUGUAAUCAUGCUGAUCAUAACAUUACUAUGGAUUUGCAUCAGAAGGAAAAAAACUGAAAACAGUGAACUCCGAGGAUUAGAGUUGCAGACCGGUUACUUCACUUUAAAACAGAUUAAAACAGCAACCAAAAAUUUCGAUCCUGAAAAUAAGAUAGGUGAAGGCGGCUUCGGUUCAGUUUACAGGGGGGUGCUGCCAGAUGGUUCUGAAAUUGCUGUGAAGCAGCUUUCUUCCAAGUCUAAACAAGGGAACCGUGAAUUCAUUAAUGAGAUAGGCAUGAUAUCUGCCUUGCAGCACCCAAAUCUUGUUAAGCUUUAUGGGUGUUGUAUGGAAGGAAAUCAAUUAUUGCUAAUAUAUGAAUACAUGGAAAAUAAUAGUCUUGCUCGUGCUCUAUUUGGUCCUCAAGAACACCGGCUGAAAUUGGACUGGCGAACAAGGCGUAAGAUUUGUCUAGGAAUAGCAAGAGGUUUGGCAUUCCUGCAUGAGGAGUCAAGGAUAAAGAUUGUUCACCGAGACAUCAAGGGUACAAAUAUUCUGCUUGACAAAGACCUCGAUGCCAAAAUAUCCGACUUUGGUUUGGCUAGACUUGAUGAAGAAGAGAACACCCACAUCAGCACCAGGAUAGCUGGAACUAUAGGAUAUAUGGCUCCCGAAUAUGCAAUGAGGGGUUACUUGACAGAUAAAGCUGAUGUCUACAGCUUUGGAGUUGUCACAUUGGAGAUUGUCAGUGGAAUGAGCAACACUAAUUAUAGACCUAAGGAGGACUUUGUUUAUCUUCUCGAUUGGGCCUAUGUUUUACAAGAGCAGGGAAGUCUGCUCGAACUGGUCGACACAAACCUUGGCUCAAACUACUCCAAGGAAGAGGCAUUGCAGAUGCUGAAUCUCGCUCUUGUAUGCACCAAUCCAUCUCCCACUCUCAGGCCCACAAUGUCCACUGUGGUGAGCAUGCUAGAUGGGAAAACUCCUGUGAGGGUCCCUGAAGUGAUGCGCUCGAUCUCCAAAACUGAGGAUUUGAGGUUUAAGUCCUUUGAGAAAAUGUCCAAUGCGAGCCAAUCACACAGCAUCUCAGCGGAUGGACCAUGGAUUGAUUCCUCAAUAUCUGCCCAAAGUAGUAAAGGAAGCCCUUCACAUUCCUCAACAAGCAAGCUUCUUUCAGAUCAUACAGAGUAGCUUAUGGUUGAAAGGUUGGGGAUUAGAUAACAUCUCCAUUUCUUAGUUCGAAUGUUCUGAUAAAAAUUACAGGCAGCCACCUUCCUGACAUGAGCAAACAGAUGUAUAUGCGAAGUAACUCAUUUUGUAGUCAGUUUUGAGAAUAGAUCAUGCAGACAUGCACCACGCUUUUCAUCUAUUUCUAUUGUAUUUAAGAACCAAGUGAAUGCUUGGUCUUGUUUGGCUCUC
Molecule: messenger RNA, 3474 nt
Organism: Phoenix dactylifera (date palm)
Lineage: Eukaryota; Viridiplantae; Streptophyta; Magnoliopsida; Arecales; Arecaceae
Product: putative LRR receptor-like serine/threonine-protein kinase At1g53440
Biological process (GO): protein phosphorylation
Molecular function (GO): protein binding; protein kinase activity; ATP binding
Source: RefSeq, a predicted model, not a curated record